AAUCAACAAUGUCAGUUUAACUACAUGGAACAAGCAGCACAGAAUUGCAAAACUACAUGUGUUGCCAAGUUCACCCAGGGACCAAUGGAUUCUUGGCAGUUUUGAUGCAUCCGAGGACCAAACCUUACCUGUGGUGUGCUGGUGUUAAUCUUGCCAGCAAAUUGUCAUUCUCUAUGCAUCACACUGUGUGCCUUGUCUCUCACAAGGGACAGGAGAACAGGACAUCAUCUCCUUGGUUCCUCCACCUGUCCAAGGAAAGGAAAUCAAGAGUUCUAUAAAUUGCAGUGCACCCUCACUCAUCAUCUCCACAGCCACAAGCACCAGCAACAAUACCUUCAAAAGCCAGGAUUAUUUGUGAUCUAAUGGCGUCCAUGAACCUGUACUCCUUGGCGCUGGUGGUGGUUGCCCUGGUGUCGGCGCCGAUGGCCGCCGUGGCUGGUGACCCGGACAUCCUCACCGACUUCAUCCCGCCAACAUCGAUGAUCGGCAUGCCCAUGAACAUCACCGGCGACUACUUCACCUACACCGCUUUCGGUCCCGUGCCAUUGCCGCUGCCGACCUUCUCGCUGACCAAGGCCUCCAUGGCGGAGUUCCCCGCGCUCAACGGGCAGAGUGUGUCGUACGCCAGGCUCGUGUUCCCGCCGGGCACCGUGAACCCGACCCACACCCACCCGCGCGCCUCCGAGCUGCUGCUCGUCCUCGACGGUGCCCUCUCCGUCGGCUUCGUCGACACCGCCGGCAAGCUCUACACCAAGGACCUCGUCACCGGCGACAUGUUCAUCUUCCCCAAGGGCCUCGUGCACUACCAGUACAACCAGGGGACAACGAUCGCCGUGGCGCUCUCGGCAUUCGGCAGCGCCAACGCCGGCACCGUGUCCGUUCCUGUCACCGUGUUCGGCACCGGUGUUGAUGACGCCGUGCUCGCCAAGUCGUUCAAGACCGACGUGCCCACCAUCCAGAAGCUCAAGGCGGCGCUCACCCCACCCAAGAAAUAAGCCCGUCCGUGUCUCGUGCCGUAUGUUUGGUGUUGUUCUUGGCACUUUGUCCGCCGUGUUGUGUUUGUGAAUUUGUUUUGCUUGUUGAAAUAACCUACCUACCGAGCUAUGCAGGCAACCAAGUACUGCAUGCACAUGGUACGAGGAAUUUGGUGGUGAAAUGAUGUUGAGAUAUGUGUGUUUGCGAUGUCGUCUUGAUUUGAAUCAAACGGUUUGCGUGUUGAUCUUUGGAACUCAUGAUAUUGACUCUUUGAGUUGUAUAUGUUUGCGAUUUGUAUUGGGUUCUGU
Messenger RNA from Aegilops tauschii subsp. strangulata, 1283 nucleotides. Its product is annotated as germin-like protein 9-3. Gene Ontology annotation, molecular function: manganese ion binding. NCBI's taxonomy places the organism in Eukaryota, Viridiplantae, Streptophyta, Magnoliopsida, Poales, Poaceae. The record is from RefSeq and is a predicted model, not a curated record.